Molecule: messenger RNA, 324 nt
Organism: Suillus subaureus
Lineage: Eukaryota; Fungi; Basidiomycota; Agaricomycetes; Boletales; Suillaceae
Exons: 1
Source: RefSeq, a predicted model, not a curated record
AUAAUCUAUGAUGUUGCAUGCCAGUGGAAUGUUAACUUCCAUGAACAGGUGGAUCAGAGCUACCACCUGUCUCUUCCUCAAUCAAUCAAAAUAUUGCCAGCAAUUGGCAAGUUUCAUUUGAGUGCUCAUAAGCUACCAUGCUUUGCCAGAUACAGCCUCAAUUUUAUUACAGGAGCUGGUCAUAUUGAUGGGGAAAUCUUGGAGACCCUCUGGGCCCCAUUUAACAAGAUUUCCCCCACUGUAAGAUCCAUGACUCUCUCUCACAGAAAGGAAGUCUUGGAUGACCAUAUGAGGGAUUCUAAUUGGAAGAAGCUUGUUGGAAUU